AACGAUCAACAGUCCGACGGUCCUAGCGUGGCGAUGCUAACGAUAGCCAGCUAGCUAGCUAGUUCAGGGUAGCUCCAGGUGAAAUUCUCCAAGAAAGUUUUACUUUUCAUUUACCGAUUAACUCACGAAUGUGCAACAUUUACCGAUGCAUCAGUGUCACUUGAAUCUCUCCCUUUUGUUUAAACCAUGCUAGCAUGUUAGCUAAGGCUAGGCAGGCUGCGCUAGCUGCUGCUUUUUGCUAGGCUAUGUGGCUAACGAGACCUAGCAAUAUAGCUCGACUGAUGCUGACGGUUCUUCUAACAUCUGGACUAAACCUGAACUGACCGUCGGGUUUCUUCACCCGUCAGCUGUCAUGUCUAGAAGAAGCAGGAACAGUCGUGCGUGGCGAUACGUGUGGGGUGGGAUACGGCAGGAUGCAGACGCCCGAGCCCUGGUGUUGGCCUCUGAGAGUGAUGAAUGGAGCUAUGACCGCCUUGAGUUCAGUGAUUCAGACUCGGAGGCAGACUUCUCUACAGUGAUCGUUCCUCCGGUGCCCAGCGCAGUUCCUGUCACUGGAGAGUCUUACUGUGGCUGUGAUUCGCAAGCUGAGACCAGCUACAACCCUCGUCUACGAGGCUUUCACCAAGUUAAAGACUGUCACUGUGGCGAGGAUGACCAAGAUUUUGAUUGGGUGUGGGACACCAACAGUCGUUCAACAGCAACAAUGCUGAGCUGCGACAAUCGCAAAGUGAAUUUCCACUCGGAGUACAGCUGCGGCACAGCUGCGAUCCGUGGUUCCAAGGAGCUGGCUGAUGGGCAGCACUUCUGGGAAAUCAAGAUGACAUCCCCAGUUUAUGGAACAGACAUGAUGGUGGGCAUUGGUACCUCUGAUGUUAACCUAGACAAAUACAGACACACGUUCUGUAGCCUGCUGGGAAAAGAUACAGACAGCUGGGGACUCUCUUACACUGGGUUGUUGCAUCAUAAAGGAGACAAGACAAACUUCUCUUCCCGGUUUGGACAGGGGUCUAUAAUUGGAGUCCAUCUGGACACGUGGCACGGCACACUGACAUUCUUUAAGAAUCGAAAGUGCAUAGGUGUUGCUACCACCGAGCUACAGAAUAAGAGGUUUUAUCCGAUGGCCUGCUCCACUGCAGCAAAGAGCAGCAUGAAGGUGAUCAGGUCCUGCUCUGCACCCACCUCCCUCCUGUACCUCUGCUGCGCUCGCCUUCGCCAGCUGCUGCCAGAAUGUAUAGACACUCUGGAGGUGCUGCCGCUGCCGCCAGGCCUUCGCCAGUUGCUCCACAACAAACUGGGCUGGGUGCUCAGUCUGAACAGUGGCUCCACAGAGGAAAGCCCAGAUGGACCGGAGCGCUCCCCGCGUCUGCCCGUCCCUCGCCUGGCUGGACCGUCAUCCUCUGAGAGCGACUCAGAGGGUUGUACGUCCGACCCAGAAGCCUGUCAGAGGAAGAGGUGUCGCUGGACAUGAACGCACAUUUCGAAUCUUACCUCCUUUUAAACACUGGCAGUCGUCGCUGUCCUCCAGCAUCUGAGGACACACCUGCUGCAAGAUUCCCAUCAGUGUUACACAGAUGUGAAACCAAUAACCUGGAUGUGUUGAGCAGUCGUAGGAUCAGUAUCGCUGCCUGUACGUCAUCUUUUCCCUUUUCAUUCCGGUGUCUUAAUGCUCAUCGUUCACUCAGUAUCCAAAAUCAUGAAAAGUUUUGGUGUUCUGUUUGUCAGGAGAGUCUGUUGCCAAUGGGGUAUAGUGUGUUUUACACUGUGCAGUGGAACACUGAAUUCAACUAUGGCCUGAACUUGGUGGCCAUUGCAGCACAAUGCAAAGAAAAUCAUGCUUACACAAGCAAGAGCUGAUCUGAGCUGCAAAGCUAAUCUACAUGUUUCUAUUAGGUCAGCAGAGAAACAAUCUUUCAUACCAGCAGGUCACGACUCUGUCCUUAACUCUUGGUUAAAGAGGGCAACAGCAUUUCAAAUUUUCAUGGUGAAGAUGUGCUUUCUUUUAAAUCUUUCAUGGGUCAGACGUCAUCUUCGGGCAACUAAAGCACGCCUGAUUACUCAUUAAUCAUUAGCGCAGAAAAAACAUGACAUUUGUGGUGUCGGCGUUUCAAAGUGCUCUGUUGAAAUGUUGUUUAUAGAAAAUAUGAAUUUCCUCUUAAAAAAAAAAGAUGUAGGAACUACACAUUGUAUUAAGUGUAGCACUGUUAAACCCUGUCAGACAAAUAGUUCAUCAGAUGAAACUGAAUAUAUGAGUGACUUUCAUUGCUGUUACCCCAUCAUUUUAUAGAACCAUUACAAAAGUUAGUUUAUUUGGUAUUCUAUAAGAGUAUGGGCAGUUUUAUUGUUUUAUACUGAUUCUGUUUAUGCAGUGACAUUGUUUUAUUUUUUCUAAGGCCUUAUGUCGUGCUUUACGUCCUAAACGUCUCCUGUGAAUUAACUAAGUGUGCUCUACAUCGUUUUUGUAUGAAUUGUUCAUCUCUAUGUCACCUUUGGAAAAAAAUGCUUGUAGAAACUUCUCUUCCUGCUAAGUAGUCUACAUCCUAGAUUGGCAUGUUUCUAGUGGUGAUACCCUCUCCAGCUGAGGAUGUAGAGGCCAUCAUUUUAUCAUUUGUGCUGAUAAUUUGUUAGACUGGGUAAAGAUGUUAAAAAUAUGUUACAGCCACUGUUAUAUUGGCUGACGGAUGGAUCACUGACCGCUGUGCAAGAGAGCAAAUGGCCCCUAAGCAAGUGUUGUAAGAGAGAUUUUGCUAACAUUUCUACACGAAAAGCCAAUUAAAUGACUACAAGUAGACACAAAACAUAUAUGCUGAGCUAUUCCAGGCUCCAGGAGACAUGGAAAUAAUCAGAAAGGCACAAUCAUGUACGAUUAGACACAGAAUGACUGCCAUUUUAAUCACUUCCUAUCUUUGUCUCAUUAUCUAUCUAUGGGGCUAAGUGGUGUUUAAAUGUUUAAAACAUGUUGAUUGUUUGCUAAUAGGAGAAAAUUUCCCCCAGGGUAAAUAUGUAAAUAACAUUUUUUUGAGUACCAGAAUAUAAUAUAAUAAUGGAGGGCCUCUGCUACAAGGUCACGACUUAGUUAGAUGUACACAGAGUUUUACGGUACUAUGCAACACGUGCAUUGACUGUGAUAAGGGUUUUCAGAAAGACUGGGUGUACUGGGGCGUGAUUAUGGAGACUCUGGGACAAUGAUAGUGAUGAUUCCAGAAGAGCAUGGUCAUUUGUGAUGAGUAGUAACACGACCAACUGAACUAUCCAGUUGUGUUAAUUAUAAAUGACCUCCUUUCAUUAGCUCCUGUAACCACCAGGAGAUUAGGUGUAGUCUUGUUUUUUGUCUUUACAUUUAUGCAUCCAAGCACUUUUUCUUACUGUUAUACUGUAAAUAGAAAAUGUCUUAAGUGUUUCUUCCAUGUCACAUUAAUACUGUUUGUGAAGGCCUUUAUUCACCUUUCUCUGUAUAACUUAUCAGCAUGAUUUUCAGCUGACAAUAAAACUAUUGCUUAAUAUGCACAAAAGAUUAAA
Betta splendens (Siamese fighting fish) is the source of this 3516-nucleotide messenger RNA. It is a transcript of the gene spsb3a, whose product is annotated as splA/ryanodine receptor domain and SOCS box containing 3a. Gene Ontology annotation, cellular component: SCF ubiquitin ligase complex. The record is from RefSeq and is a predicted model, not a curated record. The transcript is spliced from 7 exons. Bases 353 to 1468 code for a protein of 371 amino acids. Gene Ontology annotation, biological process: proteasome-mediated ubiquitin-dependent protein catabolic process. NCBI's taxonomy places the organism in Eukaryota, Metazoa, Chordata, Actinopteri, Anabantiformes, Osphronemidae. Gene Ontology annotation, molecular function: protein binding.